AUGGACACGUUCCGCUUCCGCCUGAAUUGUAUCGACAACUACCAGGCGACGCCGACAGAUCUUGACCCCGUUUUGCGACGUGGUGUUGGCCCUUCGCAAAAGUCGCGUGAGGCAUCGCCUCAAGUUCCGGUUAUUCGCGCGUUUGGCGCAACUGAAACUGGGCAAAAAGUAUGCGCGCAUAUUCAUGGAGCGCUCCCGUACUUGUAUCUUGAAUACGUCGGCAGCUUGGAGAAGGAUGCUGUCAAUACCUAUAUCCAUUCCCUUCGAGCGUCGAUCGACCACGCCCUCGCCUUGACCUACCGCCGGAAUGCGAACGACGGGAAGUCGGUCUACGUUGGGCACAUCUCGCUGGUUAAAGGCGUGCCGUUCUUUGGAUAUAAUGUCGGAUACAAGGUCUUUCUGAAGGUCUACAUGCUCAAUCCUAUGCACAUGACGCGCUUCGCCGACUUGCUGCACCAGGGAGCUAUCUUGAACCGCGUAUUUCAGCCCUACGAGAGCCAUCUACAAUACCUCUUGCAGUGGAUGUGCGAUUACAACUUGUUUGGGUGCGACUACAUCAACUGUGCAAAGGUCCAAUUCCGCGGUCCCGUUCCAGACAGCGACGAGAUAGACGUCAAAACGCACAAGUGGCACGAUGCGUCCAUCGCAGAAGAUUUCAUCUCGGAAGACGACCAGUAUCCUCGACAGAGCCAUUGCACGCUAGAGGUAGACAUUCGCGUGCAAGACAUUUUGAACCGACACGAACUUCAAUACCGACCGAUCCACCAUGACUUCUUGGAGCGUUCGAGUCAGAUGCCGAUGAACCUAAAUGACAAGUAUGUGCCAUCGAUGGCUGGACUGUGGAGAGACGAGACGCGUCGCCGGAAGCGGCAAAUGGGUCUCAACGACACGGCGAGUAGCCCGUUCCCGGCAGAGGUGAUGGUUUCUAUGUCUGCAGAUCCAAGGAAUACGGACAGGGGCGGAUGGAUACAUGAGGACGAGUAUCGAGAGCUUGUCUCGAAUCUGAUCGAGGAGGAGAAGAAGCACAGAGACGAGGUGACUUUUGGUACCUUCGUCAAGGAGGUUCCUGGCCAAGAAGGACUCAGAACGACCGUGGAAAGCGUUGAAGACCUGUAUCCAGAAAACCUCUCGAUUCAGCAGAUGAACAAUGUUGAUGAGCGAGAGCAAAACCAAGCGCUGGAGCCUAUCAGUGCGGAAGUCAAGAGCACAUUGACCCUGGUUAAUGCCCUGCCUGGCGACAACGAGCUACCUCUUAAUAUUGAGCAACUUCCUGAGAUACUCGGAGGGGAUGCUGAGACAGAUCAGGCAGAGCAAGAUGGGCAGUCUGACACUGAGGAGCAGCAAUCGUUUGAUCCACUGACUAUAUCUCUUUUGCGACAGUCUGGUGGCGAAGAAACUUCAGACGAUCAUCUCGAUGAGGGCAUUGAUCUUGUCGAUCCCAGCGACGCAGGUAGUGUCGGCGACCCGAACAGUCCUUCCACAGUACGCAAGAGGAACCUUGAGCCAGGUCUAGAGUCGCCACACAAACGGCAGCGCAUACUGAACGGUUCCCAGUCUAGUCCGAGGAAGGUGUCCUUUCAUGAAAGGCUUGAAGGACGCAACUCCACAGGUACAUCGCGAAAGAACCACAACGACGAGCUACCAAGGCCCAGUCAAUCAUCUCAAAGCAGCAUUAAAGCUCAUGGGCAUGGAGGACCAACGACUAUGUCGUUCCCCGUUGUGAAGAACUCAGAUGCACCAGGAACGAAGUUACGGCUCAGUCAGUCAGGAUACUCGAAUUCUCAAGAAAUGCCCAAGACACCUAGGCCUAAGCAUCUCAUGGUUGGAAGGACACUGAUGACCCCUGUAACGCCAUGGACACACCAGAAAACAUCGCCAAUAAGACCAAGCAGUAGCGACCCCAAAGUCGCUGCAGAGGCAUUGUCGUUGACCGAGCGCCUGGUGAAAUCGUUUCCGCAUAAGCACCCUACGGUUUACUUCGGCACUCUUCCUCCCUCGUUAGAUGUGGUCAAUGACACCAUGAUGCACGCUGGGUUACCUCCUGUCAUUUUCCAAGAUGCCUAUUACAGUGACGAGAAAGAUGUGCCGGAUCGAGCUCGUGAGUAUGCGGGACGUGAGUUUAAGCUGCAAAGCACUACAUUGCCAUAUCUGCCUGCGUUCGACCCGACCGGCACAAGCUCUGCGAACUUUGGUGAGCAGAAACCAAUUGUGGUCGACAAAAUCAAGGAAGACGCGAAGAACAGGACAAGGUCUCAACGGUGCAGCUUGCGAAACUGGGAGAUUGCGCAGCCACCUCCGUCGUUCCGGGAAGUAGAUGAAUGGCUGCGACACGAGUCAACGAAAAACGCGCCCUCGAAACCCCCAUCGAAGCGUAAAAAGACACAGACGCCUAGGCCAAGGAAAGUCAAAUUUCUAGACCACCUCUCACAGAUUGAAGGUCCUACACAGAAGGGUAAAUAUGGUUUCAAGUUCUCGCAACAGCAAAAGUCAACCAACGUCAGGCACGAAACUAAGUACAUGAGCAUCAUGAGCCUGGAAGUGCAUGUCAACUCACGAGGCGAUCUUGUCCCAGACCCUGCCGAAGACGGUAUUCAAUCUAUCUUUUGGACAAUCCAAGGCGAAGAGAAUGCAACGACAGAUCGAUCUCGUACAGGAGUGCUCUGCCUUUCAGAGGAGAACGGUAUCGCUGAGCGCAUAGCCAAGCAGGUAUCGGUUGAAGUCGAGUACGAAGAAGACGAGCUUGACCUGAUCAAUCGAAUUGUGGAUAUCGUUCGACAGUUCGAUCCUGAUAUCCUUACUGGUUACGAAGUACACAACAGCUCAUGGGGCUACCUUAUCGAACGAGCGAGAAUGAAGUUUGAGUACAAUCUCUGCGACGAGAUCAGCAGAAUGAAAUCACAGUCUCAUGGCAGAUUCGGUAAAGAUGCAGAUCGAUGGGGCUUCACUCACACCUCAACCAUUCGCGUCACUGGACGUCAUAUGAUCAACAUCUGGAGAGCCAUGCGAGGAGAGUUGAAUCUACUCCAAUACACGAUGGAGAACGUUGUUUUCCAUCUCCUCCAUAAGCGCAUACCCCACUAUCAGCAUUCGGACCUCACCACCUGGUACCUCAGCACUAAGCCGCGAGAUUUGUUCAAGGUACUAAAUCAUUUCCUGACCCGCAUCCAGCUCAACCUCGACAUCCUGAAAGCAAACGAAAUCGUGCCGCGUACGAGCGAACAGGCACGUCUUCUGGGAGUCGACUUCUUCUCUGUCAUUUCUCGAGGAUCACAGUUCAAGGUCGAGUCUACCAUGUUCCGCAUCGCCAAACCCGAGAAUUUUGUUCUCAUCUCUCCGAGUCGCAAACAGGUCGGCCAGCAGAACGCUCUUGAAUGUUUACCCCUAGUCAUGGAGCCACAAAGCGCUUUCUACUCUAGCCCACUUGUGGUGUUGGAUUUUCAAUCACUGUACCCAAGUGUAAUGAUUGCGUACAAUCUUUGUUACUCCACUUGUCUGGGACGCAUCACAAGCUGGCGUGGCCGUAACAAGAUGGGGUUCAUGGACUUCAAGCGGGAGCCUCGACUAUUGGAGCUGGUCAAGGACCACAUUAACAUCGCGCCCAACGGCAUGAUGUAUGUCAAGCCCGAGAUGCGAAAGUCACUCCUCGCAAAGAUGUUGGGCGAGAUUUUAGAAACUAGAGUCAUGGUCAAGAGUGGAAUGAAACAGGACAAGGAUGACAGGACACUGCAGCAACUACUUCAUAACAGACAGCUGGCAUUAAAACUUCUAGCAAACGUCACUUACGGCUAUACAUCCGCCUCUUUCUCUGGCCGCAUGCCUUGCUCCGAAAUCGCAGACAGCAUUGUUCAGACUGGACGCGAGACUCUUGAGAAAGCGAUCGCACUCAUCCACGCCACCGAGAAAUGGGGAGCUGAAGUAGUAUACGGCGACACCGACUCGCUCUUCAUCUACCUCAAAGGCCGCACCCGCGACCAAGCCUUCACUAUCGGCGAAGAAAUCUCCAAAGCCAUAACUGACGCCAACCCGCGACCUAUCAAGCUUAAAUUUGAGAAAGUGUACCACCCAUGCGUGCUGCUUGCUAAAAAGCGCUACGUCGGCUUCAAGUACGAGCAUCGCAACCAAGCUGAGCCCGACUUUGAUGCCAAAGGCAUUGAGACUGUCCGCCGCGACGGCACGCCCGCCGAGCAGAAGAUCGAGGAACGAGCGUUGAAACUUCUCUUCCGCACCGCUGAUCUGAGCCAAGUAAAGGCAUAUUUCCAAGAACAAUGCACGAAGAUCAUGCAAGGGCGCAUCUCAAUUCAAGACUUUCUCUUCGCCAAAGAGGUAAAGUUAGGAACGUACUCAGACCGAGGCCCUCCUCCGCCCGGCGCCCUCAUAGCAACGAAACGUAUGCUCGCAGACCCGCGAACUGAACCACAAUACGGUGAACGGAUACCCUAUGUCGUCACCACCGGCGCGCCGGGAGCCCGACUCAUCGACCGUUGCGUGUCACCGGAAAUGCUUCUAUCGAACGAACAUCUCGAGCUCGACGCCGAGUACUACAUCAGCAAGAAUCUCAUCCCGCCACUCGAACGCAUCUUCAACUUGGUCGGCGCAAACGUAAGACAGUGGUACGAUGAGAUGCCCAAAGUGCAGCGCAUGCGCAACAUCACCGUGCCAUUGCCCUCUAGACCGAAUCCCAACGUCGCUGGUGGGCAGACCUCGCUCAGGAAGACACUUGAGAGCUACAUGAAGACUUCCUCUUGCCUCGUGUGUCGCGCAAAGCUGCCGCCCCCACCCACGUACCUGCCGGGUGUGGAACCAGAUGCAUUUGCCAUGCUGCCACUGUGCGAGAAGUGUCUGCGAAGACCUGCACGGGCGCUCCUCAGCUUGAAACAGAGCAUCUGGAAGCGCGAGGUCAGAGUCAAAGAGGUGGAUAUGGUUUGUCGGAGUUGUUCGGGGCUGGCGUGGGGUGAAGACAUCAAAUGCGACAGCCGAGACUGUCCUGUCUUCUACACCAGGGUGAGAGAGAGGAGCAAGUUGGCGGGGCUGAAGGCGGGAAUUGGAAGCGUGGUGGAGGUGCUUGAAGACGGCAUUGACGAUGGACUGCCGGAGGUUGAGGUUGAGGGAAGUACGAAACAGGAGACCAGUAAAGAAACCAGCAUCGGAGCUCUAAGUGAGGGUCUUGCUUGGUAA
Molecule: messenger RNA, 5175 nt
Organism: Ascochyta rabiei
Lineage: Eukaryota; Fungi; Ascomycota; Dothideomycetes; Pleosporales; Didymellaceae
Product: DNA-directed DNA polymerase
Exons: 2
Coding region: 1-5175 (1724 amino acids)
Biological process (GO): double-strand break repair via homologous recombination; error-prone translesion synthesis
Cellular component (GO): zeta DNA polymerase complex; nucleus
Molecular function (GO): DNA binding; nucleotide binding; DNA-directed DNA polymerase activity
Source: RefSeq, a predicted model, not a curated record